AUGAACUGUAUUUUACGUUUCCGUAACGCUGGGCUACUUCAGAUCACGCUGAAUGAGGUGACAGGUGGACGUGUGACCUGUUCCAGUGCGGAAUAUUACAAUGAAAAGCUAGGGGAAUGUUGCGCAGUCUGCCAGACAGGAUUUGAGAAACGUAAUUUGUGCGUUAAAGACCCAAGUAAGGAUUGCAAGCAGCCAUGUCCUAAGGGAUAUUACAUCAACUGGGAAGAUCGUCCAGCUAGAUGUUGCUACUGCGCCAAUUGCAAGCAAGAUCCUGAUCUUAUAGAAGUACAACCUUGUUCCACCAGUUCCAACGCAAUUUGCCAUUGUCGACCUGGUUUCUACUGUAAAACCCCUUUAGAGAAUACGUGUGCGCGGUGCGUGUCCCACCAGAAAUGUUCGCCGGGAUUCAGGGUAAAGAAAGCAGGGAACGCAUUCAAUGACACAGUGUGUGAAGAGUGUCCACUAGGAUCAAAUUCCGAUGGUUCUGAAGGAUGUAAAUCUCACACAACUCGACUUCUCAAACCAACAAUGCAGAAUUUUGUACCAAAUGAAACGAGUAAACGUACACCCGGUCUCUAUUUAACUGCCCACAAACCCCUCACAACCCGGCCUCAACAUGUGACUGUCAGUCACUCAAUGGCAACAACUGAAUCUGACUCUAUGUCUUUGGUACCAACUGUUACGGCAGAUACUGGUACUUUGUUUCCGUGGUACAUCGUGGGGGGGAUUAUCUGUUUACUGAUCCUGGUAAUAAGUCUCAGAUUUGCUUGGAAGCAGAAUAUUUGGAAAAUGAAACCAUUGAUUUCAAAUCAGAAAGGUCUUCAGCUUUAUAAAUUCCCGUCUAAAAAAAACACCAAUCUGUUUAAGUACAGAGAGGAACAUAUGAAGGAUGGUUUGCUCUGCAGGGAGAAUACCGUCCCAGAGCCAGACGUUUUCGUGAAGAGAGAGACGGAAACGCAGAGUGACUGUGAGCGCCUUCUACGAGAUAAGCCGGAUGUUCACGACAGGGAUCACUUGACUAACAGAAUAGAAAAGAUCUACAUUAUGAAAGCUGACACAGUGCUUGUGGGAUCGAUCUCAGAAGUUCCAAACCGUCAGAUAACUGUAUCCAGUGAUUCUGAGAGUCAUUCAGCUCAAAUAACUGUAUCCAGCGAGUCUGAAAGUCAUUCAGAUCAAUGUAAAGAGAACACAAUGUUUGUGUCACAUUACCCCCAACAGGAAUCCGGCAAAGGUCCAGUAAAUGACCUCAUGCUUUCGAUUGAAGAGGAGGGAAAGACCAAAAAUGAUUCUUCGAGUCUGUGUGUGUGACAGUGGGCUAAUCCACCGUGAAAUGUUUGUCUUGGCAGUCUGCAGAUGAAUCAUCUGUGAGAUUUCAGUCUGACGUGACAGAGCUACUUGUUCAACAGGGAUUUAAUAAGGAUGCCAAGUGAUUGUAGUUACAUCAGGGGAAGUCAUAGAUGGACCUGAAUACAAAGGAUUCUGGGAAACAAACUCCCAACCUAUGACCAACAUCCCCUCUUGAAAGUGGUUAUGAAUGGGCCAGAAUGUUGGCAGCGCAGAUCAGUUUAAUCCUGUCAGGAGUACAUGCACUGCACGUUUGUAGGUCAACUGUCAUGUAUUCACAGGAAUUGUGAAGAUAAAUGGAUUUUGCAGUGUU
Molecule: messenger RNA, 1657 nt
Organism: Pelobates fuscus (common spadefoot toad)
Lineage: Eukaryota; Metazoa; Chordata; Amphibia; Anura; Pelobatidae
Gene: TNFRSF8
Product: TNF receptor superfamily member 8
Exons: 10
Coding region: 1-1308 (435 amino acids)
Molecular function (GO): protein binding
Source: RefSeq, a predicted model, not a curated record